AAUGAGCUAAAUCCCCAACCUCUGUUAUGACUAUUCUUAAGAGAUGUAUGUGUACAUGAUUUUAUGUGUCUAGAUGAGCAAAUUAUAUCUUAUUUAGGUGGACAUUUAUAUCUUAUCAAUUGGAUCAGAGGUUAUUGUGUUGUGUGUUCUUUCUUGUGGUGAUUUAAUUGAGUUCAAGAGAUUGUGUUGUGACUGUACACACUGGUCUACCAUGGAAUUGGGAUGUGUAUGUCCGGCACCGUGUCAAUCUGUCUUGGGAACUAGAUGGCUGGAGAGAUUGUUGCUAGGCGCAGAGAGUAGCCAUCGGCAGUGUGAUAUGGGAUGGAACAUAGUGUGUGAGAAGCUUUGUUGACUGAAAUGAAAAUAUCCAACAGAUGCCUUGUGGCCCUAUGGUGCUGGCACUAAUGUGGUCUAAAAGAAACCAUUUUUAAAUUUUUUUACUGGAACAGUUAUGGACACAAUACAAAAGAGAUUGAGGAGGGGAAGGAAGGAAUAGAGAAAAUAUAGAGGAAAGGGGCAAAGAGAUUACAAGCCACUUAGGAAAUGGAAUAGAGUAAAUAAGGUAGACAGUCAAUGUGGAAGAAAGAAGAACCUGCUAUGACAAGGGUUAGUAUAGGUUUCUCAGCCCAACGUGGGGGCUGGGCCCAAGAGCCCUGUCAUGUUCUCAUUAACCACAAGAGCGGAUCUUCUGCAACGUGGGAAAAGAAGAAGUCAGAUCAAUAAAGGAAGUUGCUGGCCACAAGGAGGUGGAGAUUGUCCUGUCAAACUCAGUUCUCCACUUGAGAAUUUCUGAGCAUGUGUUUUUAUUUACCCUGAUUCUCUCUGGACUGCUGAGUGCUCCAGUGUCCCUAGACAGGUCAUCCUUGACUUCCUGAUGGCCCUGCUGGUCUCACUUCCUGAACAGAAUCUGGCUAUGGCUUGGAUUCUCCUUCUUUUGCUGUCAGCAGCAUGUCUGCACACUGUGGCUUCAGACUCUCCCUGUCCUUACCAGGGAAUUCAUUAGGAUAUCCAAAAGAGUAUGACUAUGGUGUCAACCAACCAGAACACCUCACUGGAAUCCAAGGUGGCUCCAUCGAGAUCCCCUUCUCCUUCUACUUCCCUUGGGAGUUGGCCAAGGAUCCAAAUAUGAGCAUAGCCUGGAGAUGGAAGGAUUUCUUUGGGGAAGCCAUCUACAACUCUACACUGCUUUUAUUUCAUGAGCAUUUUAAGGGCCGGCUCAUCUUGAAUUGGACACAGGGUGAGACAUCUGGAGUCCUCAGAAUCCUGAACUUGAAAAAGAAUGACCAGUCCACAUACUUCGGCCGAGUUUUUCUGCAAACAACUGAAGGCAUGAAGUUUUGGCAGUCAAUGCUUGGGACCAAACUCAUCAUUCAUGCUCUCACUACUACCCCAGGGAGCCCCUCCAUCAUCCCCUCUGCAAUCCCCACAGCUGGCCUGGAGGACACAAGGGACCAGAGGAAUCCUUCACUGCUGAACUUGGGAGUCAUGGUUGGGAUGGUCAUGGCCAAAGUUGUGGUCAUCAUGCCCCUCUGUGGAUGGAUGAUCUUCCUGUGGUGGAAACAAAGGCCAGCAGAGUAAAGCCUAAAGCCUAGUAAGGCUCUCCUGCUAGGAUCUCUCACCAGGGAGGCAAGUUCACAUCAAAGUAGUUAUUGGUGAUUACACACCUGCAUCCCACAGCCAUCCGUGUCUUCUCUCUGGAAGUCAGAGCUAAUGACUGCAGGAUUCUCCUGUGAAAGUCAUUCUUGGAUAACCCCCACUUCUGUCAUGGGGACUCCGACAUGCUCUCCUUGGAACCAAGGUCCUCCUGUGUGUCUCUGGGCCUGAGAGCCUGGCUGUGCUUGCUGUUCUCUCUCUGUUCAUGGCGUUAUUGACACUUUUAAUAAAUAUCUUACUCCCAGGAAUCCAGA
This is a messenger RNA of Rattus norvegicus (Norway rat), 1907 nucleotides long. The record is from RefSeq and is a predicted model, not a curated record. Lineage: Eukaryota; Metazoa; Chordata; Mammalia; Rodentia; Muridae.